AUUUAUUAUGAGGUAAUUAAAUGAAGAAGAAACUAAAAUAUUUUAUGAAAAAUUGGGAGAAUACAUAGGAGCAAAUAUCAAACUAUUAAUUGAAAAUGAAGAUGAUCCUCAUGUUUUUAGAUUGAUCAAGAAUAAAGUUUAUUAUAUGUCAUUGUAAAUUGCUAAUUGGGCAACCAAUGUUGGAAAAGAUUAAUUAUUACAGUAUUAAAUUAAAAUUAUUUAAGUGUUGGCACAUAUUUUGGAAAAUUCACAAAAACUAAAAAAUUUAGAUUAAACAUCACUUGUUUAGAGAUUUUGGCAAAAUAUGCUAAACAUAAAGUUUGGUUAAAAUCUAAUGGAGAACAAUCUUAUCUAUACGGAAAUCAUGUGAUUAAGGGUAUAUUACAAUAUUAUUCUUUUUAGCACAUUUAGCAAAAAUGUCUGAAAAUAUACCAUAGUAUGCAAAUGUCAUUUUAUUUUCAUUAUAAGAGAAUCCAUUAGGUUUUGGUGUAGCAUCAAGAUCAACAUUAUAAUGUAAAGAUUUAGAUCCCACUACCGUUGUGGUUUUUAAUUAAGCAGAUUUAGGAGAAUAUUUAAGAUCAGAAGAUGAUAAAAAUGUUGAAAAAUGAUGUUUACUAUAAGUAUG
Paramecium primaurelia is the source of this 625-nucleotide messenger RNA. Lineage: Eukaryota; Ciliophora; Oligohymenophorea; Peniculida; Parameciidae. The record is from the annotation of a GenBank genome assembly.